CACACGCUUCAACUCCAAUUUUACCAGUAAUAAAUAAAUAAUAAUAAAUUAAUAUAACUAUUCGAUUCAUUCAAUUUCACUUCCCAUUUCUUCUUAAAAAAAAAAAAAAAAAUUCACCCAAAAUAUAUCAGUUCUAUUUCAUUUGCAUCAAUCAAAUUCACAAUCAUUUCUUUCUCCGCCCACACAGAUCUUUCCGAAGUGGACGGAUCAGGAAAGCAACCAAAGAACAAGGUUCCAAGGGAUUCACAACCAAAGAAAUUAUCAGGAUUACAGUACCUUAUUCGUGGUAAAUUUGAAGUUCUGUUCAAGAAUGAACCCGCAACAAGUUGCACAAUCUAGAUCUUCUGCAAAUGGAUUUAAUCGUAGAAGAGGUGAAAAAGAAAUGGGAGGUAGAGUGGAAAAUAAAUCUCAGCCUGGAAAAUCAAACUUUAGCAGAACGGUAUCUGGAAAUAAUGGGGGAGUUGAAAGUCCAUCACGUGAUCGUCUAGUAUAUGUAACAGCAUGCCUUAUUGGGCAUCAGGUGGAUGUCCAGGUCAUUGAUGGGUCUGUCAUCUCUGGAAUAUUUCAUGCCACAAAUGCUGAGAAAGAUUUUGGAAUAAUCUUGAAAAUGGCUCGUGUGACCAAGGCUGGUUCGUCUCGAGGACAGAAAAAUGUUUCAGAUGUUACACAAAAGCCCCCUUCUAAGACCUUAGUAAUACCUGCCAAUGACCUUGUGCAGAUUGUAGCUAAGAGUGUCUCUGUAACUAGGGAUGGAUUUAUGAAUGAACUUCAGCAUAAUCAACUGCAUGACAUUAUGAUAGACUCGUCUAUUUCUCAAUCCCGGCAUGUUGACUUGGAGAGAGAGUUGGAACCUUGGGUCCCUGAUGAUGAUAAUCCAGAAUGUCCUGAAUUGGACAAUACAUUUGACAGCCAUUGGAACAGGGGAUGGGAUCAAUUUGAAGCAAAUGCAACAUUAUUUGGAGUGAAAAGUACAUUUAACGAGGAGCUCUACACAACAAAGCUGGAUAGAGGUCCUCAAAUGAGAGAGAGAGAAAGAGAAGCUUUAAGAAUAGCUAGGGAGAUCGAGGGUGAGGACACCCAAGAUCUUCAUUUAGCUGAGGAAAGAGGUAUCCGUUUCCAUGGCAAGUUUGAACUUGACGAGGAAACUAAAUAUUCAUCUGUGUCUCGCGGGGUUGAUGAUAGUGGUUAUGCUGAAGACGAAAACAUUUUGGAUUCACAAAAUAGUGAAACAUUUGGAGAUGUUUCUGAUCCUAUGAUGAACAAGUCAUUCACUGACUUGACAAUUGGGAAAAGUAAUAAUGAAUCUCAAUUACCAUCGAGCUUUUCAACACUGAUUGAGGUUCAAUCUUCUCAUUUGAACACCAGCACUGAUUUCCUUCCAUCUAGUUCUUUGGAUGGUCAAACCAGUAUACAAGACAACCAGGUUAAUCAACAACAUACUGUACGUAAUACCAAAGAGGAUAUCGAGAAGCACAUGCUGUAUGAGCGAAGCCAGGCUUCCAAAUUUGAGGAGACAUCAUUGGGGUCAUGUAACGAAAGUGGUGAUAAAGGACCUUCAGUGACUGCUAAUGUAUAUGCACCCUCCAAUAUGCCGUCUAAAGCUCAAGAAACGAAAAGCUUUAGUGAAGUAUCAGAGGGUACAGCAGUCUCUGUAAAGAUCAAUGGACCUGGAGUUUCUCGUGCACGCCCUGCUAGCUCUGCUUCAUCUACUUCAGAAUCUGGCAAUGCUGCCCCGCCUGCAGCUGCAAGUGCUCCUGGAUUAUCACCUAGCUCAUCAAUGGGCUCCUUGACUUCAGAAAAGUCUACAUUGAACCCUCAUGCAAAGGAGUUUAGACUGAACCCAAAUGCCAAAAGUUUUGUUCCUUCGCCGGCACCAGUAAGAGCCGUAUCUCCAGUAUCUGAUGGCUCCUUUUACUACCCAGCUAAUGUAGGUGGUCCACAUAUGCAUGGAAUGCCUGUUGGCAUCGGAAUGGGACCCUCUUUUCCUCCCAACCAGCCUGCUAUAUUCGGCCCACAAGGAACGCCUUUGCCAUCCCAACAGGCAUAUUAUUCUCCAAAUGGUCCUCAUUACCCGCAUCAGAUGCUUCUCAGUCAACCGCGGCAGGUGGUAUAUAUACCCGCUUAUCCUCCGGAAAUGCCAUAUAAAGGAAGAGAUUUUUAGUUUGGUCUAAGAAAUUGAGCUGUUGGUAUCUAUCAGAUCAUGCCAUGCUGAUGAAAAAUGAUAAAAGUUUUUGAUAAAAGGAAGACAGCAAGGCGAUACGAGAUUUAACAGCUCUUAAUACAUGAUCUUCACAAGGGAAAAACAGCAUGGCCGUAACCUUUGUGGAAUGCCAUCUUAUGACUAACAGACGUUUGUCGAAUGAUCUUCAAGGAUAUGUGUUUUUUAUUUUUGGGUGAUAUUUUCUAUUAGAUUGUGUUAUUGGAACUACAAAAGUGGAAAGAAGGUACAUUUUUACAUCCUUUGGUUGCUAUCUAGUGUUGUGUUAUAUUAGCUGUCUGGAUUUGGAGUCUGCAACUUUGCUUGUAUUGUAUGAAUCUCUCUUUCUCUUUCUCUCUCUAACGUGGAAAAUUAAAGAUUAAAUGCAA
Erigeron canadensis is the source of this 2586-nucleotide messenger RNA. Its product is annotated as polyadenylate-binding protein-interacting protein 3. The record is from RefSeq and is a predicted model, not a curated record. Gene Ontology annotation, molecular function: RNA binding. The transcript is spliced from 15 exons. Lineage: Eukaryota; Viridiplantae; Streptophyta; Magnoliopsida; Asterales; Asteraceae. Gene Ontology annotation, cellular component: cytoplasmic stress granule. Gene Ontology annotation, biological process: cytoplasmic stress granule assembly. The coding region runs from base 311 to 2161 and encodes 616 amino acids.